Messenger RNA from Musa acuminata subsp. malaccensis (wild Malaysian banana), 2758 nucleotides. The record is from RefSeq and is a predicted model, not a curated record. NCBI's taxonomy places the organism in Eukaryota, Viridiplantae, Streptophyta, Magnoliopsida, Zingiberales, Musaceae.
CAAAUCGAAGGCGCUGCCCAAAAUCUGAUCAACUCCAUAGUGGAGAUCAGUGAGAAGCCAAAGUGUGUUGUUUUUGGGAUUGUCGGGAUGGGUGGGAUUGGGAAGACCACUCUAGCGCGUAAAGUAUUUAAUGAUGAAAGGAUCAUACAAAACUAUCCGAUUCGAGUGUGGUUGUGUGUAACGAAGAAAUAUUCAGAGACUGAUUUGCUCAAAGAAAUGAUUAGAAGCGUAGGAGGAAAUGUUGAAGGAGCUAAGAGUAGAGCGGAACUUGAACGUAAACUUGUUUCCCUCCUAUCGAAAAAUUUGCUUCUGGUAUUAGACGAUGUAUGGAGUCCAGAGGUAUGGGAAGAUUUUCUCAAGAACCCUUUGAUGCAUGAGGCAGCCAGUAAUUGUAGGAUCGUAAUUACAACUAGAGACGAAAACGUGGCAAGAAAUUUGGGAGACAAUGUUCAUCAUGUUGAGAAAAUGGAUGAAGAGUGUGGCUGGGAAUUGCUGUGGAAGACGGUUUGGGAUAAUAGAGAGAAGGGCGAUAUUUCUAGAUUCAAGGAGAUUGGAACUAAAAUGGUUCAAAAAUGUGAUGGACUUCCUCUCGCAAUAAAGGUUCUUGCGGGGGCUUUAAGAUCCAGGAGAAGUACGAUGGAGUGGGAAAAGGUUCUCAGAAGUGAUCUAUGGAAGAUGAAGAAGCUCGACGAGAAUGUACUGGGGGUUUUGUUCUUGAGUUAUGAAGAUUUACCUUCUCAUCUUAAGCAGUGCUUUCUGCAUUGCUCUUUGUUUCCCGACAAGGCUGAUAUGUACCGUAAGGAUCUUAUCCGGCUUUGGGUGGCUGAAGGUUUCACAGAGGAGAACGGAGAACUAUCGAUGGAAGAGAUUGCCGAGGGUUAUUACGAGGACAUGAUCUGGCGAAACCUACUGCAGGUGGAUCCUACCUUUGUAGACGGCAGCAGAUGCACCAUGCAUGAUCUUUUGAGAUCGCUUGCUCAGUCCUUGAUCCAAGGCGAGGGUGUCUAUGUCAGUGAUCUCCAAUCAUUGAAUUCGGACCCAUUAACUAAGCUUCGUCGAUUGUCAACAUCAAACAUAGGGGAGAGGAUACAGCUCCCCGACAGAAUCGUUGAAGAGAAGUGUUUAAGAUCUUUGCUCAUCUUUGAUAGCCCUCGUGCCCGUACAAUUGGAGAUGAUCUGUUUAAAAAGCUAAGGAACCUGAGAGUCCUGCUUCUGAACGACACAUCCAUCGAGAGUCUUCCCAAUUUUCUCAGGCAAUUGCAUCUAUUCUGCAUGAGUCAAGAUCCAGCGCAACGUACCGCGGAGCAAACCCAUAGAGCUCGGAAGAUAUGCCACGGACUCUGUCCCCCACCGAGCCUGCAGUAUCUUUCUAUCAAAUUCUUUCCCGGUAAUUGUUUUCCGAGAUGGAUGAUGUUGUCUUCCCUCGACACUGCUUUCCCCCGGCUGUCAUACUUGAGCAUUCAUGAUCUUCCAUCGUGCUGCGAGCUUCCUCCACUAGGCCUGCUUCCAGAGCUAAAGUUCCUAUCCAUUAAUGGGGCAAAUGCAAUCAUAACCAUCGGUGCUGAAUUCCUCGGCGAUCGCCAGAGUUUACAGGGAUUUCGGGCAUUUCCCAUGCUUGAGGUAAUGCAAUUCAUAAACAUGCCCAACUGGACAAAAUGGUUGACAUCAGCGACAUCAGUGCAAGAGAAAACCUCGCUUGCACGGAUUGGAAGGCGUCUGCCCCGUUCAGCGACUAUCCGCCGAGCAAUACCAGAUUCAAGUCCAGAUCCGAGGCAGCCACGAUCUGAGCUAGAUCUGGUCGGGAGUCGAGACAUUCAUUUUACCAACUCCGACCUGUCACGUCAUCAAAAUCCUGUCAGCCUUCCGACAAGCGAGUCCCCCGCUGAUGAUAGCAGACGCAGCAGCCAUCGUAAGCUGCUCCCUAAUCUGAAGGAGCUCUGGCUCGUCGACUGUCCCAAGCUGGGAGCUCUUCCGGGAGGCCUUUGCCCGACCAACUUGAAAUUACUCUACAAGGAGCGCACUCACAGCAUCGUAGAAAUCAAGAACCUCGACUUUUUGACUGACAACCUCUCUCUCAAGCAUAACCACAGCUUGCGGCGUAUAUCAAAUCUCCCCUCGCUGAAGCAUCUGCAAGUGGAUGACUGCCCGAGCUUGGAGUACGUGGGAGAUCUGGCUGGCCUGCAACACCUGGAAUUGUCUUGUCCACCACCAGCGGAGUGCCUGCCGCCAUGGCUGUCGGAUCUCGUGGAGCAGCAGCAAAGUUUCAGAAAGCUUGAGCUGCAGUGCAGCUUGCCAUUGUUGAAGAGGUGUCUCGUGGGCGAGGUCAACUGGGAGAUCAUCCGCCAAAUACCGGAGGUCAGGAUUCGGGCCAUCGAUGCCAACGAGUUCAUUUGGUAUAACAAGGAUCCAUACAUGUACGACACCAACGUAGGUUCAGCAUGAGCAGAGUCGCCGUCUCUGUAAGUCGUGUUCUUCUUCUCAUUCCGGUUGCCUUGCGUGCUUUUUUUGGUUCACACGGACGCCAACUUCUUCUUUCUUCCAGGAUUACUCGGCAGUCUUGUGCUUGGUCUAUCAGACAAAUUAGUCGUCGUCGUCGUCUGUGUAUGGAUCGAUCAGAAGUCUCUUUGAUUGUUGUUCACUUCCCUUACCAUUUGUGCUUGAAGCUAUUUGGCAGUUUGAAAGCGAUGUGCUUUUUCUUCUUUUUCCUUUUAACUUAAAUGUGUGCUUGGACCAUAAUAUCUAUUUGCUUUCAAUGAAA